AUGAGUGCAAUCAUUUUUUAUAGAGGCAUUACAUAUUCACGACUCUCAGCGAGAAAGCUGUUGGGACGGUUUCAAUCAACAACCAGUAGGGCGGAUAAUAGGAUUGAGCCUGAGACUGUUGAAAGCGGUUUGAAAGCCAACAUUGAAGAUCCCGAAAAGGCACCAGAGGAUGAAGUUUUCUCACUACGCCAGAAACAAUUUAACGAUCAAGUUGUUGAGCAAUUGAAUUCAAUUUCUCAGCUGUACAAAGAUGAAUACAGCACCUUUGAGUCACAGUUGAAACAAAACUUAACUGCAAAGGAAAAGCAAUUAGAUGAAGAGCUGGCUGAUUUUCUCAAGAAGUAUUCUCAAUUGAACAAACUGAUAAAUGCGGAGGAUGACGCUCAAGAUUUAUCCCAUAAAUUUAUUUCUGCAGCAGCGACUCAAAAUAGAAGAUAUCCUUACUUAGUGCCAUCUGCGAGGGAUAAACCUUAUACACCUCAAGAACUUUUCUUACGUCAAAUGAAACAUGCCAAACAUACUGCUAGACUAGGCGCAAACAUAGAGAAAGUAUAUUUCCCCCAUCGGGAUGUGCAUAAUCCACCUACAGCUGAUAAAAUGUCUAUUCAAAAAUUGCUAGCGGCAGGGGUUCAUUUGGGUCAAUCAACCUCAUUAUGGAGACCUUCUACACAAUCAUUUGUGUAUGGUGAGUACAAAGGGAUCCAUAUCAUUGAUUUGAACAAGACAUUAUCCUAUUUGAAAAGAGCUGCAAAAGUUGUUGAAGGCAUUGCCGAAAGGGGCGGUAUUAUCUUAUUUUUAGGAACUAGAGACGGACAGAAAAGGGCGCUAGAGGAAGCAGCAAAAAAAACUCACGGCUUUUACAUAUCAACUAGAUGGAUACCUGGCACUUUAACCAAUUCGACGGAGAUUUCAGGUGUUUGGGAGAGACAUGAAGUUGAUUUUGCAGACCGUCCGACUGGCAGAGUACUGUCACCCGAUGAAAACUCUAGUAUUGUUAAGCCAGACCUUUUGGUCGUCCUGAAUCCCACAGAGAAUAGAAAUGCUUUAAAAGAAGCAAUGCAAGCUAGGAUUCCUACGAUUGGUAUAAUUGAUACGGAUUCAGAGCCAUCAAUUGUAACGUAUCCAAUUCCUGGUAAUGAUGAUUCUUUACGCUCAGUUAAUCUUCUGUUGAGUGUCUUAGCCAAAGCUGGUGAAACCGGAUUGCGUAAUCGUAUUCGGAAAGUCGUUGGUACUGAAUGA
Zygotorulaspora mrakii is the source of this 1239-nucleotide messenger RNA. RefSeq names its product mitochondrial 37S ribosomal protein uS2m (gene MRP4). Gene Ontology annotation, cellular component: mitochondrial small ribosomal subunit; ribosome. The transcript has a single exon. The record is from RefSeq and is a predicted model, not a curated record. Gene Ontology annotation, biological process: translation. NCBI's taxonomy places the organism in Eukaryota, Fungi, Ascomycota, Saccharomycetes, Saccharomycetales, Saccharomycetaceae. Gene Ontology annotation, molecular function: structural constituent of ribosome. Bases 1 to 1239 code for a protein of 412 amino acids.